AUGCGUAUUGCUGAUAACACGGAGAAAAUGAGGAAAAUUUUGUCCAAAUUGACUCACUCAUCUAUACCUAUGGCUGUUUGUAAAGAGAAUGACCCCGUGGAUGUUCUACAUGCAUUUCAGUUCAGAGCAUUACAAUUACAGGAUAAUAAUAAUUCAGGCAUUGCUGAGUUCAUUUUAGAAGCAGAAGAGUUGCCGGGUGGGAGUUCUUCGGGUGAAGCUGUAUUAUUGGCACAGCAUGGUUCUCCUGUAGGUAUAGGUGGAGAUAUCGCCGGUAGUAUCCGAAUACCCUGCGCAUUUUGUAAUUUAGCUGGCUUGAAACCAACUUCUGGGAGACUGAGUGUAUUAGGUUUUGUAUCGGCUGCCAAGAAAUCAGUAUUGUAUUUAUCGCCUUGCCUAGGACCUAUGGCUAGAAAGGUGGACGAUUUAGCUUGUGUGAUGCGUGCGUUAUUGUGCCCUACAAUGUUUGAUUUAGAUCCGUAUGUUAUACCGAUGAGCUUUGACCAAGUGUCUUAUGAAGGGAAGAGCAGAAACCAGUUGGUGAUCGGUUAUUAUCUUAACUUCGACGACCCAAAUCUCAUUCAAGUCUUGGACGUAAAUCAGCAAGUUGUAGAAAAAGCAGCCAAAGCGUUAGAAAGUGCUGGACAUCGACUUGUAAAGUUCACAGUUCCUGAUCCUUAUAAAGCCUUUAUACUUGGUUUGCAUGCCUUGUUUGCAGAUGGUGGUCAGGAACUUCGAAGUCAUCUACGAGGGGAACCACUCAGUCCGCAUAAUAAACUUAUCAGUACUGUUACUAGAAUUCCAGACAUUUUGAAACCUAUUGUCGGGUUUAUUUCUAAACAUUUCAUUGGUAAACCGGUCUGCCCAUUAGGUGCGUUCCAGAAACUUGGCAGUGGUCAGGCAGCAGUUAAUUUAAUUUCUGAAAUCGAAGCUUACCGAUACGAAUUUGCAAAAGCUUGGAAUAAUGCAGGCCCACUGGAUGCGUUAAUAUGUCCUGUAUUUCCUUAUCCUGCACCACCAGAAGAUGCCUUACAAGUAUAUAUAUCUCCAUCCAUUAUCUACACUUUCCUGUAUAAUAUUCUGGACUAUCCUGCUGGAGCUGUCCCAGCUGGCUUUGUCACCGAAGACGAUGUUCGAAAUUCAUUAAUGAAAUCUGAAUCACUGUAUUCUACUGGUGAUUCUUACAUGUCCAAAGUAUACGGACUAUUAAAUGGAGGAGAAAACCUACCACUGUCUAUUCAAGUGGUUGGUAAACCGUAUCAUGAAGAGACCGUUCUUCGAGUUAUGCGUGAAAUAGAAAGUAGUUUCUCUCAACAAAGUGAGUCGUAAUUUCAAAGAGUAUUUCAACCUUUUGUUAUCGUAUUUCCUCUUUAUUUAAUUUCAUGUCACCUUUGUUUCUUUACUAGCAUUUUAUUAAGUUUUGAUUUAAACUUUUGUACCUAGUUCUUUUAAAUUAAGAUUGCUGAUUAGUGUUAUUUACUCUACAUUUUCAUUGAUAACUUUCUCGAUUUUUUAGUUAUCUUUACUGUGAUAAUUGUGUCUGUUAAUCUUCAUUGUAGAUUUUAGCAAACGAUUCCAUCAACUUUAACCAAAAAUACCGUACUUAUUAA
Schistosoma mattheei is the source of this 1607-nucleotide messenger RNA. Lineage: Eukaryota; Metazoa; Platyhelminthes; Trematoda; Strigeidida; Schistosomatidae. The record is from the annotation of a GenBank genome assembly.